Molecule: messenger RNA, 1594 nt
Organism: Liolophura sinensis
Lineage: Eukaryota; Metazoa; Mollusca; Polyplacophora; Chitonida; Chitonidae
Product: putative protein-lysine deacylase ABHD14B
Exons: 5
Coding region: 64-720 (218 amino acids)
Cellular component (GO): cytoplasm
Source: RefSeq, a predicted model, not a curated record
ACAGCACGAAGUUUCAGUUUUGCAAGAGUCAGCAAACGAAACUGGCAGAUACCAUUGUGGAAGAUGGAGGCAGACCUGAAGCCUGUUCCAGAGGUUGACCUCACCAAGGUCAAAUUGGAUGCUAACAAGGUCAAGGUCAAGGCUGGAACUUGGGAAGGUGACGUUACUUACAUCCAGGGUGUGCCCACAACAAAGUCAAAACAAGAUGUCCUUCUCUUGCACGGUGCCAGCUUUUCAGCUCAGAAUUGGAAGGAAAUCAAAACUCUGGAGACAUUUGGAGCCUUGGGCUUUAGAAUGGUGGCCAUAAACAGGCCUGGGUCUGUUCUGUCAAAAGAUGCAGUGGAAUUCCUGGUGAAUCUGAUCCAAGCCCUCAAGCUGGACAAGCCAGUUGUGGUGAGCCCAUCUGCUAGUGGCCAGUUGGCCAUUCCUCUGCUUGCUAAGGGAGAAGAACAUAUACAAGGAUUCGUAUCACUGGCCCCGGUAGCAACAGACUCUUUCACCCCAGAGUUGUACAAGAACAUCAAGGUGCCGAUUUUGAUUGUUUACGGUGAGAAGGACACAGGUUUGGGUCACCAAUCACUGGAAAACCUGAAGAACAUUCCCAACCACAAGACAUAUGUCAUGAAGGACGGAGGCCAUGCUGCUUACAUCAGCAAACCGGAUGAAUUUCACCUGUAUUUGUACAACUUUUUAGAAGAUAUCACUGCAAAGAACACCUGAGUUUAAAUCUAGAGGUACAUGUGACAUUAACAUUGUAUGUCAGGCAGAUGUUUAGACUGUAUUGACAGGUGUUUAGACUGUACAGGCAAGUGUUUAGUUUGUACAUACAGGCAAGUUUAGACUGUACAGACCGGUGUUUAAACUGUAUAGACAAAUGUUUAGGUUGCACAGACAAGUGUUUAGGUUGUACAUACAGGCCCGUUUAGACUGUACAGACAUAUGUUUAGUCUGUACUGGAAGAUGUUGUACAUAUGGGUACAUAUUUAAAAUGUGGAGGCAAGUGUUCAGAUUGUACAAAGAGGUGAUUAUUGUAGUGGCAUCUUCAUCUUGACAACUCCUUAUGUGCCAUUUCUUGAUAAGUCCAGCAGAACAUGCUCAGAACUGAAGCUGGAAUACAAAGAUCUUAAAAAUUGAUCAAAGGCUCAUUUAUUUUGUAUUCAUCAAUAUAUAUACUGGUGUCCUUUGCAUGGUGUUCCUGUAAGGCAGCAUUGUUGAUCAUAAAAACUAAAGUUUUUGUUCGCAGAAAACCAAAUCCUGGAAUUAUGUUUCACAAGCUUUGUGCCCUGCAGUCGUGACGAGUAACACAAAUUUUAUCAGUGGACAUGAAGAUCCUUAUUUUUGUCAUUUUCUGGGCUGCACAACUUUGUUUCUAUACAUUCAGAUGUGAAUUUGUGAAUGCUAUGGGCAAUGGGCUGAAACCACUUUAGAGGCUAUAGUGUGACUGGGACUGUUGUAUCUCUCCAUUGUGGAUGAUAUGAAAGCUGGCAUUCUCCUAGUGUAAUAUCACAGGCAAAUGACCCUGAUAUUAUGUGUUUAUAUUUUUACCAGCUAUCUCAUGAAAAGAGCAUGGUCAUAUGCCCAUCAGAAUAUCAGU